AAAUAACAAAAAAAAAAAAAAAAAUCCAUCGAAGCUUUUUUUUUUUUGUUCCUCUCUCUUUCUUUUCCUUGGAGCCGAUCCCAACAAAAUCGGUGAGAUUUUCUUCUCAAGUUGAAUUGAGAAAAUACAUGAAUCGGAAAUGGGUUUCUAAUCCGGCGUUAUCACCAUCCAAGCGACGACGGUGACCAUCGACGAUAUCUGGUUCCUCAAACGCAAACCCCAAAUCGGGAAUGAAUCGGAAAUGGGUUUAUUGUUGCAAGAUGUGAAGAAACGAAUCUCCGAUGUUGUGGAGGAUAAAAAGGAAGCUGUAGCGGUAACAACUGCAAUUCAAGAGGAGAUAUUCUUGGAGAUGGGAAUUGAACCGGGAUUUGGUAUUGGGUGCUUGGGAAAGCUGAACUCUGCAUCUGAAAAUGAUAAAGAGUUGAUGAUUGGUUUCUACAAGUUCCUCGCUAGUAGGGAGGAGAUGGCAUGUGAAGAAGCUGAGCUAGGACCAGAUGGAUUUGAACAGAAAAUGAGAGCACAACAACUGUUGUUGUGUUGCAAGAACAGGAAAAAAAUUGAAAAUUGGGAUUGUAAAGCAGAAGUAAUGAGCUCCAAUGGCGGUGGCGACGUCUACAGCAGCAAAAGCUUUUGAUGAUCCGCGAGAGCUAUAAAAUGACUUGUAGUUGGAGAAUUGGAGACUACGAAUGUCAAGUUUCGAUGGGACUGAAGCCAUUGGAGUGGGUUUCUUAGUCGAAGCCCGUGAUUGGGAGCAGUCGGCACAAGACAACAAUAAAAUCCAGAAAGACAACCCGUGAUUGGGAGCAGUCCGCACAAGACAACA
Molecule: messenger RNA, 823 nt
Organism: Camelina sativa (false flax)
Lineage: Eukaryota; Viridiplantae; Streptophyta; Magnoliopsida; Brassicales; Brassicaceae
Source: RefSeq, a predicted model, not a curated record